Dicentrarchus labrax (European seabass) is the source of this 2061-nucleotide messenger RNA. RefSeq names its product prostaglandin E2 receptor EP1 subtype-like. Bases 1 to 1227 code for a protein of 408 amino acids. Lineage: Eukaryota; Metazoa; Chordata; Actinopteri; Moronidae. Gene Ontology annotation, cellular component: plasma membrane. The record is from RefSeq and is a predicted model, not a curated record. Gene Ontology annotation, molecular function: prostaglandin E receptor activity; thromboxane receptor activity. The transcript is spliced from 2 exons. Gene Ontology annotation, biological process: adenylate cyclase-activating G protein-coupled receptor signaling pathway; inflammatory response; positive regulation of cytosolic calcium ion concentration.
AUGUUGAUCCUUGCUCUGUACAGACGUGAUCUUCUUUCUCUUGCAGCCUCCCUUAACUACGGACCUCAUGACCUUCAGGGUUCAGUGAUGUUAGCUUUGAGCCACUACAACUCCUCAGCCUCCCCGCUCUUUCCUCAUUUCUCUAAUGACAGCGCAGGGAAGUUGGAGGCCAGGGUGACUGUCGAAGGGGUGACAGAUCAGCCAAACUUCUCCCCAGGGCAGCCCACCACCGGAGGCGUCAUUGUCGUAAUACUGUCCAUGACACUGGGCAUCAUCUCCAACAUUGUGGCCCUUAUCAUCCUGGCCAAUGCGUACUCCCUCCAGCGCCGCCGGACCAAAGCCACGUUCCUUCUGUUUGCCUCUUCACUGGUGGUCACAGAUUUCAUUGGCCACGUGAUCCCUGGUGCCCUGGUUCUCCGACUCUACCUGUCCGGAGGUGUGCACCAUGAGGACUCCAACUCUUCUGACAGGAUGUGUCAGUUCCUGGGUGGCAGUAUGGUUUUCUUUGGCCUGUGCCCACUGUUCAUGGGCUGUGCCAUGGCUGCAGAGCGCUGCCUGGGUGUCACUAAGCCACUGCUGCACUCAUCCCUGGUCACCAAAACCCGCACAAAGAUCUGCCUGUGUGUCAUCUGGCUGGCAGCUCUGUGUGUGGCCAUGUUGCCGUGCUUUCAACUGGGCUCUUACACCUAUCAGGACCCAGGGACCUGGUGCUUCAUUAAAGUGCUCAGUGACACUGAGGAGGUGGACGUGGCGUUUGUGGUGCUGUUCUCCGGACUAGGUCUGACCUCGCUAGCUGUAGCGCUGGUGUGUAACACCAUCAGCGGACUGACGCUGGUGCUCGCUCGGCUCAGGAGGAAGCCCGGCUCCCAUCACUCAGCCAAGUCCCAUGAUAUAGAGAUGGUGGUGCAGCUGGUCGGCAUCAUGGUCACCUCAUGUAUCUGCUGGAGCCCUCUGCUGAUCUUUGGCUUGAUGACUGUUAUCCACUCCUACACGAGAUCUAUCGGAGAUGACCUAUUACAGUAUCAAACCCUGAUGGUGAUGGGCGUGAGGCUGGCAACGUGGAACCAGAUCCUCGACCCCUGGGUCUACAUCCUGCUGCGCCGCACUGUCCUCCGCAAAAUCUACCUCAUCACUAAGUGCCAGGCAGGCCUUAGGGGUAAUAUGUUAGGCCGCUGGGAGCCCACCUCCUUUCCCAGCUCAGAGAAGAAUGAAGUCAACCAAGUUUGAGCUGAGAGAAAGACUUAUACCAUACUUUGUGGAUGUACUUUGUCACCAGCUUGUUGAACAUACAAAGAACUCAGCAUGCAAAGCCGCUUAGAAGGAGACAGGAGAAGAAACCUGUGGAAGGAACUAACUUUGUUGCCGUGAUGGUGGAGCCGAUCACAUUAGACAUGCAGUUUGACAUUUCUCGGCUGGUCCACUAAAGAAAUGUUUAAUGGAUUCAAUCAGAAUAUCUCUUUCAUAGUCCAUCGAAGUUUACCUGUGAGUUAAUUGUCUGACAUUACAAAUGGAAGCUAGCUAAUGCUAUGAUUUUGCACAAAAUAUUGUAAACUUUCUACUGUUUACUUAUAAUAAGUGAAAAUUCAUUAUUAUUAUUAUAUUAUUCUCAUUUGGAAACUCAUGGCCACAGUAUAUGAAUGCAGUACUAACAUGCUCUGUCCUGAGAGAGACUAAGGAUUGCAGGAUUGAUUUAUAGAGGCACUAGUUACUAUUUUCACCAGCUUUGAAAGUAAGAAAUAAAUUACAUUAGACAGAUGUGGAAGAAUUUAGCUGUACAGGUAAAACCAUCAGAGGGAGCUCCAGAGCAAAACCAGAUGUAUUUAGAGUGUAUUCGAAAUGUUAAUUACUCUGCUGAAUGUAUUUCAUAAAGGAAUGUUAAUAUUCAAAUACUUUGGAGAUUAUUUAGUUUAAGUUUAAAUAUGCUUUCCUUGUGUUUAUACAGUGCUUUAUGUGAAAUAAUGUAAUGUUUUUAACUUAAUACUUGAAUUGUACCCUCAGUUUACUGAGGAUAUGUAACGAACUUUAAAUUGAAUGUAAAUAAAACAGUGCAAUGUGACUUUA